This is a messenger RNA of Tachysurus vachellii, 3840 nucleotides long. It is a transcript of the gene slc9a1a, whose product is annotated as solute carrier family 9 member A1a. Lineage: Eukaryota; Metazoa; Chordata; Actinopteri; Siluriformes; Bagridae. Gene Ontology annotation, cellular component: membrane. The coding region runs from base 606 to 2927 and encodes 773 amino acids. Gene Ontology annotation, biological process: regulation of pH; proton transmembrane transport; sodium ion transport. The transcript is spliced from 12 exons. Gene Ontology annotation, molecular function: sodium:proton antiporter activity. The record is from RefSeq and is a predicted model, not a curated record.
UAACCGUCCCGCAUCGGAAACGUCCUUCCUUGCACUGCGCGUGCAGAGCGCGCGAGGAACACAGUGGAAGUUUGUUUUUGUUUAUUUGUUUUUGUUUAUUUGUUUUUGUUUGCUCGGCGGUCUCGCGCCAAAGAGUAAAGAGUCACGCGCUAAAUUCGAAGGAUUCAAACCCGGCGCGCGCGCUGCUAGCUUCGGAUGCUGACAUUGUGAACGUCCUUUAUUAUUCGUGAGAAAGAAAGAAAGAUAGAAAGAAGGAAGGAAAGAAAGAGAGAGAAGGAAUAGAAUGAAUAAAUCCGUAUCUGUCUGUCCAGGGUUCCAGUUGUCCUCGUUAGUCUUCCGUUAAACACUGUCAGAUUUAUUAGCAUCAGAACUUCUGCUACAGAAUGUUAGCCGUUGCUAAGCUACGAAGCUAAACUUCGACCGACUCCGAGUCGGUUCACAUACCUAAAAAGGGCGUGUUAGCUUAGCAUUUUAGCUAACCGGCUCACAGGGAACUAGGAAGGAAGUAGUUUCGGUUAAACAGAACGAUUAAGCAGCAGGAGGAGGUUUUGUUUCUAAAGAUGCUGCGUGACACUCGGGUCGGUUUGUAAACACACGACUCCAUCAUGGCAUCACAAGUGGACCGGACUUUAAGGAUGAACGUGAUGGAGGUCACAGUGAUGGUGGUGGUGGUGGUGAUGGUGGUGAUCUCAGGGACUCCUGUGCUCGCCAGUUCCCCACAGAAAGCACACAACAACCAGGGCAACGUUUCAUCAGGACCUCAGGACAAAGCUUUCCCCGUGUUGGCUUUCGAUUAUGAACACGUUCACUAUCCUUUCGUUAUAUUCCUGUGGAUCCUGCUGGCUUCCCUGAUGAAAUUAGGAUUUCACUUGAUCCCGCGGUUGUCCUCGAUUGUACCAGAGAGCUGUCUGUUGAUUGUGGUGGGCCUUUUAGUGGGUGGGCUCAUCAGACUCCUGGGUGAGAAACCCCCUGUACUCGGUUCCGAGCUCUUCUUCUUGUGUCUCCUUCCUCCUAUCAUCUUGGAUGCCGGUUACUUCUUACCCAUAAGGCCCUUUAUGGAGAACCUGGGCACCAUCCUCAUGUUCGCUGUGGUGGGCACUCUGUGGAACUCCUUUUUCAUCGGCAGCCUGCUGUUUGGCGUGUGUCAGAUCGAGGGCACUAACCUGGCCACGGUCACUCUGUUGCCCUGCCUGCUGUUCGGCGCCAUCAUCUCCGCCGUGGAUCCCGUAGCCGUCCUGGCCGUGUUCGAAGAGAUUCACAUCAACGAGCUCCUGCACAUCCUUGUGUUCGGAGAGUCGCUGCUUAACGAUGCCGUCACAGUGGUUCUGUAUCACCUGUUUGAGGAGUACUCAUCCAGGAGCUCUGUAAACGUAGGAGACGUCCUUCUGGGCGUAGUGUCUUUCCUGGUGGUGUCUCUGGGUGGCAUAUUGAUAGGAGCUAUCUACGGAUUACUGACAGCCUUCACCUCGCGCUUCACCUCACACACUCGCGUUAUCGAGCCACUUUUUGUCUUCGUCUAUAGCUACCUGGCGUACCUGUCAGCUGAGGUGUUCCACCUGUCCGGCAUCAUGGCACUGAUUGCAUGCGGCGCUGUAAUGCGACCCUACGUGGAGGCCAACAUAUCCCACAAGUCCCAUACCACCAUCAAGUACUUCUUAAAGAUGUUGAGCAGCGUGAGCGAGACGCUCAUCUUCAUCUUUCUCGGGGUUUCCACGGUGGCCGGGUCUCACAAGUGGAACUGGACGUUUGUCACAGUGACCGUAAUCCUGUGCAUGGUGGCUCGUGUUCUUGGAGUCAUCAGUUUGACCUUCGUGAUCAACAAAUUCCGCAUAGUAAAGCUCACCACCAAGGACCAGUUCAUCAUAGCGUACGGCGGCCUGCGCGGAGCGAUCGCUUUCUCCCUGGUCUACUUGCUCAAAGAGGAACACUUCCCUAUGAAAAACAUGUUUCUCACAGCGGUCAUCACGGUUAUCUUCUUCACCGUCUUCGUGCAGGGUAUGACCAUUCGUCCUCUGGUGGACCUGCUAGCCGUCAAGAAGAAGCAGGAAACCAAGCGAUCCAUCAAUGAGGAGAUCCACACCCAGUUUUUGGACCACCUGCUGACAGGUAUCGAGGACAUCUGCGGACACUACGGACAUCAUCAUUGGAAGGACAAGCUGAACCGCUUCAACAAGAAGUACGUGAAGAAGUGCCUGAUAGCAGGCGAGCGCUCCAAAGAGCCCCAGCUCAUCGCCUUCUAUCACAAGAUGGAGAUGAAGCAGGCCAUCGAGCUGGUGGAGAGCGGAGGAGGAGUCAAACUGCCGUCCGCCAUGCCGUCCACCGUGUCCAUGCAGAAUAUCCAGCCUAAGAAAGCUCCAGAGAGAAUGCUGCCUCAGCUCUCCAAAGGCCAAGAGGAGGAGAUCCAGAAGAUUCUACGCACCAACCUGCAGAGGACACGGCAGAGAUUGCAGUCCUAUAACAGACACACGCUUUUGGCCGAUCCGUUCGAGGACGGCUUUAAGGAGAUCAUGAUCAAAAGGAAGAGGAUGAAGGAUUUAGAGAAGAAGCUUACUCAGAUGAAUAAUUACCUCACCGUUCCAGCUGCACCUCCCGAUUCUCCCACCAUCGGCAGAUCAAGACUGAUUUCCGACCCUCAAACCUGGAGCACGAAGCCUACAUCGACCAACAAAGAUCUCCCGUCAAUCAAAGUGGAUUUGGCUUCACCUCAAAGCCCAGACUCGGUCAACGAGGUGAACGAGUUCAGCAAGACGACGGAACAAGACCCAACUGAAGAAGAGGACGGGCUGGUGAUGCUGAGAAAGAAAGAGGACCGGACUGGAGAGAAGGGAGAGCAAGAAGACACGAAAGAUCCUCGACUCCUCCGCUGCCUGAGUGACCCCGGACCUGCCGUCAACGAGGACGAGGAGGACCAGCCCUUCCUCCAAUGAGAGGAAAAGAUGCAUGUAACCUGCUAUCAGCAGUCACACUAACUUUCUGACAGGUGGCUAAGGGGCUUGAGAAUUUCUUUAAACACGGCACUGUUUACGAACAGAAUUUCAUUAUUUUUUCUUUUUUUUUCUUUCUUUAGCUUGGGGCUUGUGUUGGGUUGAGGUUUACUGAACUUUAAGCCAAAAUGAUGAUGAAACAAAAUACAAGUUAAUGAACCAAAAAAAAAAAACACUGAAGGUGGUGGGGGUGGGGGGGAGCAGAAAGAAAAAUAGCCAUCAUUUUCUAGCUUUGUCUUUCUUGUCAGAGGAACAUGAGGGGGUUGAACUAUGCAUUACCAAAGUUUCACACUGAUGUAGUCCACAACUAGAGUUCAUUUUUUUAUUUUUUUUUUUAUUUUAAUCAUUAAUGAAUUUAUUGCUUAUGGAACAGGAAAUUGUCACCUAAUGCAUUGAAUCUUAACAUAGGACUUUUUUGUUUUUCAGGAGCAAUAUGAAACUAAGGGCACACAAUGGCCUUUUCACUUCUAAAUCAGUCACCUGGUCCAAUCCCAGCUCUGACUUUAGAGUGUAUUUGCCUGUACGUUUGUGUUUCGUCUUUCGUCACUGUGUAAAUACUACAGCAGGUAGUAUUUGGUGCAUCAGAUAAUUGAAUGCUUAGAUACUUUAGAUAAUAACUCGCUGCAUGAAACCUAGCGAAAGGAAAAUACGGAUAUGUUUUUUUUUUUAUAGGAAACGCACUGUAACUGCAGAGAGAUUGAUGAUAUAUUUACUUCGUUUUAUUCCAGGGGGUUUGACAUUUAUGGGUUUUUUUGGUUCAUGCAUUCUGUAUUCUGUGCUAUUACUUUAUGAAAUACUUGACUUUUUUUUUUUUAAACCUCAUUCCUUUCAAAUGCACUUCAGCGCCUUUAAUAAU